Molecule: messenger RNA, 927 nt
Organism: Fusarium vanettenii 77-13-4
Lineage: Eukaryota; Fungi; Ascomycota; Sordariomycetes; Hypocreales; Nectriaceae
Exons: 2
Coding region: 1-927 (308 amino acids)
Biological process (GO): regulation of transcription by RNA polymerase II
Cellular component (GO): PcG protein complex; transcription regulator complex
Molecular function (GO): RNA polymerase II cis-regulatory region sequence-specific DNA binding; DNA-binding transcription factor activity, RNA polymerase II-specific
Source: RefSeq, a predicted model, not a curated record
AUGCAUACAUCAACUUCUAUGUUUAUGCCUGGUCAAUACAAUCCUCAACCCGAAACUCACUACACUCCUCGACACAAGCCGAAUCCUCCUCCGUCGCCCCCAAUGGAAGACUACAAGUGCUCUCUGCCUUCCAUCUCAAACCUUUUGGGUUUGGCUGAUGCUGGCUCCCCCACGAGCGAAGCCUCCCCCGCCUCACGGCAACAUUCUCCUCGAUUCGAAGCUACUCCUGCUCCGUCUCAUACCCGAUCUGGAUCAGAAUGGGCAAAGUCAUCGCACCGCGGACUGCCCCCAACACCCCCCAUGGGCACAGAUGCUUCAUUCGAACCAGCCAACUCUCCUGCAAGGAAGCACUCGAGUCAAGCGUAUCCUGGGUCGGUUUCAAGAGCCUACUAUUACGAGACGACACCGCCACUGGAACCUGAUGUUCAACGCCAGCCAACUGUCGCGGCCAUCCCUCGAGCGACACCUCCUGCUCCGGCCUACCCUCAGCAGCCCUACUCCACCACCUACGUCAACCAGCCUCCGAUGGGUACAUACUACCCUCCGGCACAGCACCCUGGUGCUACCCCUGCUCCAGAAAUGAGCCCCUACUAUCAACGUCCUCUCCCCCAGGCGUACCCUCCUCCAGUAGCAAUGCCGGCACCUGCUCCAUCAGGAGCAAACCCGUGGCAGCAUCACCAUUACCUCAACCCAACAGGCGCAGCAGCUUUCCCUCAGAGCCAGGACCGAUACAUCUGCCCAACAUGCAACAAGGCAUUCAGUCGACCAAGCAGCCUAAGGAUCCACAGCCACUCGCACACUGGAGAGAAGCCAUUCAAGUGCCCACAUGCCGGAUGUGGCAAGGCAUUCAGCGUACGCAGCAACAUGAAGCGUCACGAGAGGGGCUGCCAUAGCUUCGAGUUCAACGGCUCCGUUAUGCGAGGCUAA